This is a messenger RNA of Haemonchus placei, 675 nucleotides long. The record is from the annotation of a GenBank genome assembly. NCBI's taxonomy places the organism in Eukaryota, Metazoa, Nematoda, Chromadorea, Rhabditida, Trichostrongylidae.
AUGAAGGACGUUAUACUCGCUUUGGUGGAUGAAGGCGACUUUUUCGAGAUUGCUCCCGACUAUGCAAAGAACAUCGUCGUCGGCUUUGGUCGCAUGAACGGACGCACAGUUGGAGUUGUAGGCAACAAUCCGAAAUUCGCCGCUGGAUGUCUCGAUAUCAACUCGUCAGUGAAAGGCGCUCGUUUCGUUCGCUUCUGUGACGCUUUCAACAUCCCACUUGUCACUCUGGUCGACGUCCCUGGAUUCUUACCAGGAACGGCACAAGAGUACGGUGGUAUCAUUCGUCAUGGAGCCAAACUUCUAUAUGCAUAUGCUGAAGCGACUGUGCCGAAGAUUACCGUCAUUACUAGAAAGGCAUAUGGUGGAGCCUACGAUGUCAUGUCAUCAAAGCACCUCCGUGGAGAUGUCAACUACGCGUGGCCCACCGCUGAAGUAGCUGUAAUGGGAGCUAAGGGUGCUGUAUCAAUUCUCUUCCGAGGAGACAAGGACGUGGCAAAGAGAGAGGAAGAAUACAUCGAUCUCUUCAGCAAUCCCUUCCCAGCUGCUGUUCGUGGUUUCGUUGACGACAUCAUCCUUCCCCAUACCACGCGUCGUCGAAUCUGCGAAGAUCUCUCCCUUCUCGAGAGCAAGAAACUUACAAAUCCAUGGAGGAAGCAUGGCAACAUCCCGCUUUAG